AUGUCUAGCUGUCCAAAUGGAGCCGCCCCAAUGUUCCUGGAAUGGGGAAAUAUAAGCGUGAAUAUUGACCAAACCCUUACUCGAGGGAUUGGGAUUGGGAUUGGUACUCCGCAGCAGAUUGUGGCAUUGACGCCGAGUGCCAACGACAACGAUCUGUAUGUUGUGAACAAGCAGGCGUGUGCACCAUCCUACGACGACAGUUGUGCUGGGCAAUACGGUGGUCUAUUCGACUCCGGUGCAUCUACGAGCUACACCGAAGUCACCCAGGCCCAAUGGAACGGCACAGCCGAACCGAACCCAAAGCAUCUCUCCUUUAUCUACUUCAACGACGACAUCUCCUUCGGCAAUGCGGUAGUCGACGGCUUUCCAGCUUUCAUGGACCAGCUUGAUUAUGGUGGCCAAGGAAGUCUUCCACUCGGGUGGAACUCUACCCUUCUCAACGCCGCGGUCGCCCAAAACGUGAGCCCCUCUCGAUAUUGGUCUUUGUGGCCGGGAAGCCGAUCGAUUGAUUACGGCGUGCCUGGGGAGCUCGUGCUCGGAGGCGUGGACUUGACACGGUUUGAACCCCAGACUGUUGCAACUUUCCAAUCCGAACCGAACUGCGCACUCUGUCCGAUUGUCACCGGCCUCAGUUGGGACACCGAUAAUGGCUCUUUCAACAUCUUCUCCAACUCCUCGGACACUCUUCAGAUCUCGCUGCAACCUGACGUCAACUGGUUGACGGUCACUCCGGAUAUGUUCGCCAACUUUGCAAAUGCUACGGGAGCAUCUUUGACUUUGGAUCCUGGUGCGCUGGCAUACGACGCAGCUCAGCCGCCGGUGGGUAACCUCACCGUCACGUUGCGUGGUGGCUACCGAACGCAGAUCACAGCUGCCGAUCUUUUCGUCUACCCAAGAGGCUAUGUCAACGGGACAUACUCGGUCAUCAACAACACCUUCAUGGUGGCAGAAAUCCUAGCCCAAAACAACACCGGGUCCGUGAGGGACUGGGGAGUUCCUUUCCUGACUUUUAACUAUCUCAUGGUGGACUACGCCAGAAGCCAGUUUCAAUUGGCUCCCGCCAUUCGUACCGAUUUCAGCGACCAAGGAGGCGGAUAUCAACUUUCCGCUGUCUGUGAUCCAGUCACAACAAGGACACCGCCAUCUCGCGCGACGAGCAGCCCACCAGUAUCCCCGGCGACCACCACAACGGGAGCCAGGGGUUCAGGCUCCACAAAGGGUGGUAGUGACACUGGGGCGAUCAUAGGAGGUGUGGUUGGCGGCGUCUUGGGCUUGAUCUUGAUCGUCGGAGGCCUGGCGUUGUUGUUCUAUCGCAGCCGCAAACGGAGCAAGGCCGCAUCAGUAGAUGCUCAAGACCCCAUGUCCCAGCAGGAGCGGAUAUCUCAGUACACAUCAUAUACCGGGACGACCCCACGAGGAGCCCACGAGGUCAGCAGUGCAACGAAAUCCAAUCCUGAUGUCGAAAAUUGGAUCAAUUCUGCGGGAAGUGACGCGGUGAGAGAAGUGACGAAAAAUCUUUAA
Messenger RNA from Exophiala oligosperma, 1521 nucleotides. RefSeq lists its product as uncharacterized. Gene Ontology annotation, biological process: proteolysis. Bases 1 to 1521 code for a protein of 506 amino acids. The transcript is spliced from 2 exons. Lineage: Eukaryota; Fungi; Ascomycota; Eurotiomycetes; Chaetothyriales; Herpotrichiellaceae. The record is from RefSeq and is a predicted model, not a curated record. Gene Ontology annotation, molecular function: aspartic-type endopeptidase activity.